Messenger RNA from Macrobrachium nipponense, 2974 nucleotides. Its product is annotated as cytoplasmic dynein 2 intermediate chain 2-like. Gene Ontology annotation, biological process: intraciliary transport. Gene Ontology annotation, molecular function: dynein heavy chain binding; dynein light chain binding. Gene Ontology annotation, cellular component: cytoplasmic dynein complex; ciliary plasm. The record is from RefSeq and is a predicted model, not a curated record. NCBI's taxonomy places the organism in Eukaryota, Metazoa, Arthropoda, Malacostraca, Decapoda, Palaemonidae.
AUGCCGAUCACGGCUGAGGGUGGAGCCCAAACUGAUCCAUUACAAAAACGGCAGAGCAAAGCAGCCAUUGUUCUGGAAUUAUCAGAUGUAGGAGUUCAGACAGAGGAAGAGGAGUCAAAUGCUUCAAAGGCUCCAGAAUAUAAUGAGGAAUCUCUCUUGAUGUUUCUUAAGAAUGUUGGUCCCAAAGCCUGUAACUCCCAUAGUCUGGGUAGUGUCAUCAGUGCACCUCAUUUGCUUAUUCGUGAGUAGAGCAGACAAAAUCGGAGCAGAGCUUUCGAUGGAUUUUCACUGAUGGAGAAAGAAGAGUCGUCAGGAGUCAAGGUUUUGCAUACGCUACGUCUGGUUCAGAUUCAGAGUGAGCAUGUUGUGACGGGCAUUGAUUGGAGUUGCACAGGGUCUGUGAUUGUGGUGGUCUAUGGCAACAGAUAUCAUGAAGACUGGUGUGACCACAAAGGUGUAAUAACCACAUGGAAUAUUAAUAGGAGCGAUUUUGACUGCAAUCAGCCAGAAAAAAUCAUAGAAGUAUCGUCUUGUGUACUCAGUGUAGCUUUCCAUCCAAAUAACCCCGCUGUUUUCGCAGUAGGGACAUACAGUGGAGAGUUGCUGGUGUUUGAUUUAUCCCACUCUGAAUCCGUAUCUCCAGUUGUUGUGGGAGACUGUCGUGGGUGUGUGACAACCCUGUCGUGGAUAGCUGCAGACAGAGCCCAUCCCAAGAUAUGCAAUUCUGUCGUUGCUUCCACAAGUAAUGGUUUUAUCCUCGUAUUUAAACUGAAUUUAUUGAAAUCCACAUUUACGCUGAAAUCUGGGUUUAUGCUCCAAAGUCAUGUCCCAGAAGGUAUCCGAGGCCCCAUUGAUGAGACCGAAGGCGUUGAAGUAACAACCGCCUCGUUUAACAAGGAAGACCCAACGCUCUUUGUCAUCGGAGCUGAGGGAGGAGGACUAUUUGUAUGCUCAUCGUCAUCUGAGGUGCCUGCUGGAAGGGAAUUCGAUCACGUCAGAGUAAUGAGAUGCGUGACGUCUGUCCUUAGCCCCCAUACUGGCAGAGUUUUGACGUCCCAGUUCUCUCAGCACCAUCACAAUGCCAUCUUGUCUUCAGCAUCGGACAAUCAGAUACGCCUCUACUCAAUACUACAGCCAAACAAACCUGUGAGUGUCAUAUACAGCGAAGAAGUUAUAACAUGUUCAGAAUUAUCACCCUCGAGACCAAUGAUCGUAGCUGUUGGGUUGGUCACCGGACAGGUGGUGUUGCACGACUUUGGCACGAAGAGCUGUCAGCCAUUUUUAAGUCUGCCUGGUGCAGAAAAACCAGCAUCGAUCACUUACUUGAAGUUCAACAGGAAAGAAGUAGCACUUCUGGCCGCGGGAGACAGAUUAGGACGAGUUUCCAUCUGGCAGCUUCCUGAUAACGCCGUUUCUCCCUUGUCCACGGAGCACAAUGCUCUUGCCAGUCUGUUAGACACAGUUACUGAAUGAAUUGAGACCCAGUCAUUGAAAACAAUAAUUUACUAUGGAUGCCUUCAUCCUAAAAAUGUAAAUAUUUAUAUUGUCUUUCAGUUGGUAGUUUGAUAUUUAAUGCCGAGCUUUCGAAUGACUCAUUUGCAAAGUGGGAGUUUGUCGUUAUUCGAUGUACGAACGUACGUAUCGUGAACUUUAAUGAUAUCCUGAAGUGCCAUAUAUUAUGUAUACAGAUAUACACAUAUGAAAUUGGAUUUGUGAUGGUACGAAUGACCGAUUUUGUUCCUGAAGGGUAUUCAUGUGCAUUUAGCAGAUAAAUGCAAGAUUUAUAUUUACUUCAGCUUUUUCAUGACAGACCUGUUGAAAGGUUUGGUCCAUGAAUAGAAUAAGUGUAAAUUACUAUAUACAUACAGUAUAAAGGUCUUUUACUUAUCUGUGUAAGUGGUCUUUUGUGUUAUUUAUUUAUUUUGAAUUGUUUAUAAUCCAACUUCAGGGCCAUGCCAUAGAUAUAUUUGAGUCUGCAUACACAAUUCUGCAUAGUUCGUUGAAUGACGGGACCUCACAAAGAUUUGAAAAUUUAUACAAGUGUUUCCCAGGGACACAAACUGAAACCAAAUCCUUUAGCUACAUUUGACGUUAAUGCCAAAUAACAUUUCGCAAGUUAAUACCUAACUGUGUAUUUUGUUGCACUUUUGCAGUUUCAUAUAAUAAAAUGAAAGGUUUUCAGUAAGUCAGUGAAUAAGUUCACAAGUUGGAAUCAAAUCUUACUCGCACAAUGGGUAACAAGUGCUUUUAGUAUUUUUGAAGUCUGCUUCCAUGGUGAACCAUUAAUAGAUUUAAACCUGUAUACAUAUAUUUUUGCUAUGCUGCUUUUAAAGUCAUUGACCAUUUAAUAAGCGUCCGUAAUUUAGAAUUGAAUCUUCAUAAUAUGUACUGGUCUCAUUGAGUGUUUAUAAAUAUACCACUAAACAAGUUGAAAUCAAAAAUUUUUCUGAGUGCCAGAAGAAUUUGAGGACCUAGAUUUACUAGAAUGGAAAUGAGGGGAGUUUUUCUGGUAAUGAAAGCACCGGAAGGACAGGAGUGGCAGAAUUUCACAGGGGACUCGUUGCUUUGCAAGGUGCUUGAUGAUGUAUCAUCAUUGUUAAGUUAUAGAAUUGUCAGUAAACAUUGCCUUUUCAUAAUUGAAUGCUUAAUGUCGAUGCAGAUCUGUAAAAAUGAUUUAAACUGACUUCUGAAUAAAUGAGUCUCUGCUUAUGUAUUCCAUGUAAGAUGGCAGUUUGACAAUGCACCAAGAUGUGAAUGAAACAUAACUGCAGAGCGCCAGUAUGCUGUAUGUGGCUUUGCUGUGAACAGAUGAAUAAUUUAAUUAUAUUUUAUAUCAUUCCAUUACAAUAAUCCUAUUUUUGAAAGUAUGCUGAUAUAUACUGUACGUAUAUCUUAUAAAUACAGUAUUCAGUAACAGAGUGUGUUAAUUGAUUCUUUUUUCUAAUAAAGAACAGAAUACUCUACAUAUGCCUUU